CAGGAAAGAAUGUUAAUUAUUCUAAAAUGUGCCUUGUGUUUACUACUUCUUGUUCGUGUGUUUGUUUGUGUGUGUGUUCUAGUUUGUGUUGUUGACAGCGUACUGUUAACGGAAUCAUGGCAGGAGUGAAAAUGCGCUCCACUCGCAGGCUGCGCUCCUGGAUAGUGGAACAGGUCAGCAGUGGUAAAUACCCGGGGCUGAUGUGGGACGACGAUUCCAAAACAAGGUUUCGUAUCCCGUGGAAGCACGCCGGGAAACAAGACUUCCGCAAGGACGAGGACGCCGCCAUCUUUAAAGCCUGGGCCGAGUUCAAGGGGAAGCUGACGGACGGCACGCAGGACAACCCGGCCAACUGGAAGACCCGUCUGCGCUGCGCCCUCAACAAGAGCCCCGAGUUCGAGGAGGUGACGGAGCGGGCGCAGCUCGACAUCUCCGAGCCGUACAAAGUCUACCGCCUGGUCCCGAUCGGCGAGCAGGGUUUGUUGCCGCCUGAGAAGAAGAAGAGAGAAAAAGUCAGCAGGAGGUCGAAGAGACGGCGGAGCAGCAGCAGCGACUCGGAGAGCGAAGACGUCAGCCCGGCGCAGCAGAUCAAAACCGAGGAGGCGACGCCACAGCCGGACUGUGUGCAGCAGAGCGACAGCCCCGUUCAGACCCAGCAGUGUGUUCAGAACAUCAACGUAAUACGGAGCGACGUGGCAGUGUUGGACUUGCGGAUCGAGGAGAACGUCCCCGCCCCUGCAGCAGUCCAGGACUCCUUCGACAUCUCCGUCCACUACUUAGGCCACGAGGUUCUCAAGUGCUUCAUCCAGGGCGCCAACGUGCGGAUAACGUACCUGCCGUCCUCGGUCAUCCCGUCCACGCCGGCGGCCCUGAGCAGCCGCUUCCCCCGCAUCCCGCUGCCUGAGCCGCCCUCCUCGCUGCCGCCAGGCCCCGAGCUGCAGGCGCUUUACACGCUGCUGCCCUUCAUGGAGCGCGGCGUGGCGCUCACCUAUGAAGAGAAGGGCGUGUACGGCAAGAGGUUCUGCCAGGGGCGGGUCUUCUGGACGGGGCCGCACACCACCAGCCCGGCGCUCCUGAAGAUGGAGAGGAACACGGAGCCGGUCUUGCUCUUCAGCAAAGAAAUCUUCAAGCAGGAUCUGGACGCCUUCCGGUCGAACGGCGGCGAGCCUCCGAAGUGCACCAUCACACUUUGUUUUGGAGAAGAGCUGAAAAACCAGGAGGACCCGUCCAGCAAGCUCAUCAUCGUGCAGAUCAACCUCCCCUGGGCGGAGAAGCAGGUUCAGAAGGCGAGCUCCAUCCGCAACUCCAUAUCCCUCCUGCACUCUCUGGCCAGCCAGUCUCCUCUGGGGGAAAUCACCCUCAACCUGGUGGAGGUGCUGCCGGACGCCGUCGUCUGCGAUGCGGUGUGAACCCAGCCAACCGUCUGUCACUCGUCACUGAGUUUUGUUUUUGUUUUUAUUUUUUUUUUAAGUUUAAAGAGCCCCGUUUUCAAAAUGACAACUUUUAUAUAAUGAAGAAGCUCUUAUUCAUUCCAGAGCUACAGCAGAUUAAAAAAUAUCUCACUUUAUAAUUGGACUUGUUGCACACUGAUAAUGGAUGUAGUUUUUUUUCGAGGGUGAGUGAAAUCACCUUAAAAGAGUAGUUUAAUUGUCUGUAAACACUAAAAGUGCUUGAUGUUAGUGAUGUUCAACCUGUGGAUAGUUUAAAAUCAUAUUUUUGUUAAAAGAUCUGUUUUGUUUUUUUUGUCUUUUGUUUUAAAAGGUCACAAGUCUGAAAAGCUAAAAAAAAAAAAAUGUUGUUUUUAUACUAUAAAUACAAACUUAACCAUCCAAUAAAGGAAGACGCACCAUGACAAGUAGAAGUAGCUCAGUAUAACAGUAGCAGCGGUGACAGAUAAUCCUCAAAGGAUCUAUCAUCUUUAUGCAAACAAAGCUUGUAUACUCAUGUGGGUUAUUAGUCUUUUAAUACAUUAAAAAGUGUCACACAGAGGCAAAAUGCAGCAGGAAGGAAGAGUUGAGUGCUGCCGAUCAGGAAUCAUGUCUUUUACGUUCAGUGCAUUUUCAUUAUUUUAGAUCAUUAAUAUCAGGAACUACUUGACACACAGUGGGCUCUAGGUUAGUGUAACAUGUCCCGUUUACAUGACGGCGCCUCCAAGUGAAAAGUUGCACAAUCUCUACCUGAAGUGUUGUUUUAGCACGGCUGUCGAGUAAACAGACGCCCAACACGCAACAAAGUGUUGCGUUUUCACUUGAAAAUGUCACAUAAACAGGGCCUUGAAGCCGUUAAAAUCUUUUACAGUAGCAAAGAAAAGUACCAAGCAGACUUUAGUGGUAGAAAUAUCAUGAAUAUUACGAAGCUGAAGCUCUGAAUGUUUGUUUUUCCAGAUCAUCUCUCCUGGCUCAUGCUAAUUGCUGUCAUAUUCAACAGUUACUCAGGCAGGUUGAUGAUUUGACUCACUGCACCAUCUGGUGGUGCAAACCUGCAUUACAAGGCUGAUGGAGUUGGUUGACUUGAAAACCUCUUGAGAUUUCACUAUGACAUGAUGAUUAUUCCCUUGUUUGGACCAAAAUAAAUGCCAACUGCCCCUUAGAAGGCAUCAUCAUGCAGCAGGAACAGGCAUUAAACAGAGAAAAGAGAGGAGCUCAUGGUGCUGGUUAAAAGAAGAUGUUACCGUCUUGGUUUUUAGCCACCUCAAAACAACACUCUGACUUAGUUUUGUGCAAGAAUUUAUAUCAAAACUGUGUUUUAACCAUGUCCUGACAGUACGCGGCCACAUGCGAGUUUUCCUUUUCAAUAUCCUGACCAGAAACCAAACGUUUUGAGCUUCAGCACACCGACGCUUCCCGCCGGGUGUCUUCGUACCGUGCUGCCUCAGUUACUCUGUAAAGCACAAACUAUGAAAAUACACAAAACUGGAGCGCAACUGAACAGUAACAAUGCCAGUGGAUGAUCUGUCCUUGAAAUGAGCAGGGUGGUGUUGGGCUGGACCACAAGGCACACGCUGCAUUUGUGGGAACGGAAACGUUAGAUGGAAGACCGGAGAUACUAAGAUGUAAAUAUUGUGUUAUUUAUGUGUGUGAGUCCUUGUUCAGCGGAGAACAAUAAACAUCUUCCUGGAG
Salarias fasciatus (jewelled blenny) is the source of this 3119-nucleotide messenger RNA. It is a transcript of the gene irf9, whose product is annotated as interferon regulatory factor 9. NCBI's taxonomy places the organism in Eukaryota, Metazoa, Chordata, Actinopteri, Blenniiformes, Blenniidae. Gene Ontology annotation, biological process: immune system process; regulation of transcription by RNA polymerase II. The record is from RefSeq and is a predicted model, not a curated record. Gene Ontology annotation, cellular component: nucleus. Gene Ontology annotation, molecular function: protein binding; DNA-binding transcription factor activity, RNA polymerase II-specific; RNA polymerase II cis-regulatory region sequence-specific DNA binding. The transcript is spliced from 9 exons. Bases 117 to 1409 code for a protein of 430 amino acids.